GUGACUCUGCUGAUAGGUCUCACCUCUCCAACUUCACAUAUAGGUAUUUGGGUACUUAUUUCCUUUUCAAGACUGCAAACUCUUUGAAGGAAAGAACUAUGUCAUGUUCAGACCUGUAUAUCCUAAAUACUUAGUGUAGUUCUUGGUACAUAAUUGGUAAUAAGUACUUAACCAAAUGGAUAACUGCUUCUUUUCACUUAUUGCAGGUAACUGAGAAGACCCCCACUCCAUUUAGGAAGGGCAGCCAGAGAGAUUUGUCCCGGACAGUAGAACAAAAGGAAGAAUCUUGAUGGAUUUUAACCCACAGUUUAUCAAGCGUUUGAGAAUCUUGGGAAAGUAAUUUGUUCUCCUGCACUGCAUAUAUAGGUUAAGGUUGUUUCUGAUGCAGCUGAGAAAAAUGCAGACCAUCAAGAAGGAGCAGGCAUCUCUUGAGACUGGUAGCAGUGUGGACAAGAUGAUGGUGCUUAAUUCUGCUUUAAGUGAAGUCUCCGAAGACUUGACAACGGGAGAAGAGUUACUUCUAAAUGAAGGCAGCAUGGGGAAAAACAAGUCUGCAUCGUGUCGGAGGAAACGGGAAUUCAUUCCCGACGAAAAGAAAGAUGCCAUGUAUUGGGAAAAACGGCGAAAAAAUAACGAAGCUGCCAAGAGGUCUCGUGAGAAGCGUCGGCUGAAUGACCUGGUUUUAGAGAACAAACUAAUUGCGCUGGGAGAAGAAAACGCCACUUUAAAAGCUGAACUGCUUUCCCUAAAAUUGAAGUUUGGUUUAAUUAGCUCUACAGCAUAUGCCCAAGAGAUUCAGAAACUCAGUAAUUCCACAGCUGUGUACUUCCAAGACUACCAGACUUCCAAAGCCGCCAGCAUGAGCUCCUUUGUGGACGAGCAUGAGCCCUCGAUGGUGGCCAGCAGCUGCAUCUCAGUCAUUAAGCACUCUCCGCAGAGCUCCCUGUCUGAUGUCUCGGAAGUGUCCUCGCUGGAACAUUCGCAGGAGGGCCCUGCGCAGAGUGGCUGCAGAAGUCCUGACAGCAAGUUCCAGGUCAUCAAGCAAGAGCCGAUGGAACUGGAGAACUACGCGAGGGAGCCGAGAGAUGACCGAGGCGCCUACCGAGCGUCCGUGUAUCAGAACUACAUGGGGAAUCCUUUCCCUGGCUAUUCACACUCUCCCCCUCUCCUGCAGGUCAACCGGUCCUCCAGUAACUCUCCGAGAACGUCGGAAACCGAUGACGGGGUGGUAGGAAAGUCAUCCGAUGGGGAGGACGAGCAGCAGGUUCCCAAGGGCCCGAUCCACUCUCCUGUGGAACUUCAACGCGUGCACGCCACCGUGGUUAAAGUUCCAGAGGUGAACUCCUCUGCCUUGCCACACAAGCUUCGGAUUAAAGCCAGAGCCAUGCAGAUAAAAGUGGAAGCAUUGGACAGCGAGUUCGAUGCCACGCAAAAACUUUCCUCGCCGAUUGACAUGACAUCGAAGAGACAUUUCGAACUCGAGAAGCACAGUGCCCCAAAUAUGGUACAUUCUUCCCUUACCCCUUUUUCAGUGCAAGUGACUAACAUUCAAGAUUGGUCUCUCAAAUCGGAACACUGGCAUCAAAAAGAACUUAAUGGCAAAACUCAGAAUAGUUUCAAAACUGGAGUGGUUGACAUGAAAGACAAUGGCUACAAAGUUUCUGACCCAGAGAAUUUGUUUUUGAAGCAGGGGAUAGCAAACUUAUCUGCAGAGGUGGUUUCACUGAAGAGACUCAUAGCCACGCACCAAAUCUCUGCCUCGGACUCUGGGUGACGUACUACUGACCAGCUCUGGGCAUCGAGGAAGAUGUCAUUUGCAAUAGAUGAGUACGUUUUGUAUUAGGCUGAAUUUUCACUGGACCUGUGAUGUCAUUUCACUGUAAUGUUCACAUGUCGUCUGUUGAGUGUCUUUUUGUGCACCAAUUAUGAUGAAGAUUACAUAGUGUUAUCACUCUGCCUUGUGUAUAGUCCAAUAGUCCAUGCAAAAGCUGUAUAUAUUGAACAUUAUUUUUGUUGUUCUAUUAUAAAGUGUGUAAGUUACCAGUUUCAAUAAAGGAUUGGUGACAAACACAGAA
This is a messenger RNA of Ceratotherium simum simum (southern white rhinoceros), 2075 nucleotides long. The record is from RefSeq and is a predicted model, not a curated record. Lineage: Eukaryota; Metazoa; Chordata; Mammalia; Perissodactyla; Rhinocerotidae.